This is a messenger RNA of Xenopus tropicalis (tropical clawed frog), 4272 nucleotides long. It is a transcript of the gene klf15, whose product is annotated as KLF transcription factor 15. Gene Ontology annotation, biological process: positive regulation of DNA-templated transcription. Gene Ontology annotation, molecular function: DNA-binding transcription factor activity; transcription cis-regulatory region binding. Bases 217 to 1401 code for a protein of 394 amino acids. NCBI's taxonomy places the organism in Eukaryota, Metazoa, Chordata, Amphibia, Anura, Pipidae. The transcript has 3 exons. The record is from RefSeq and is a predicted model, not a curated record. Gene Ontology annotation, cellular component: nucleus.
GUGAUGCCCCUUAGUAGUACUGCUGAGCUGCGGGCAGGCACAGACUCGGACUCCCACUGCUGCUCACUGCGCUCCCGUAACCCAAGGGCACCAAGGAGACAGCUACUAACACUGCGUGAGCUAUUGCCCGGGACCCUGCACCCCUGCACCGGGAUCCCUUUCUUUGGGAAUAAUCCUACGUAUGCUUGUGGGUCCCACACAUAAGCUCUCCCAGGAAUGGUGGAUCAUUUGGUUUCUACAGAUGAACGCUUCACAAUUGCUCCAUCUACCAUUGGUUAUUCUGAAAUGCUGAUGGGUAGAAGGAUAUAUCAAAUGUUGCCCUCUCCUACAUCAGAGGAUGAUAGUGAUUCGUCGAGUUUCCGCUCAUGCUCAAGUCCUGACUCACAAGUACUCAGCUCCAGCUAUGGUAGCGCAUGUAGUGCAGAGAGUCAGGACAACAUCUUAGACUACCUUCUAUCCCAAACAUCACUGGGCAAUGCUUCUUUAUCGUGGUGGGAUAAAAGAAGACAGCAGCCAGUGGUUAAAGAGGAAUUUCUUAAGGUUCCAGAGUUUGGCGUGGACAUGGAGGAAACAACAUUUUUUCAUCCCACUCUGGAUGAGAUUGAGGAGUUUCUAGAGGAGAACAUGAAAACCGACUUUAAAGAUGAAGAUCGACAUGAUGCAAAGGAGCUGAGGACCUGUGGCCAGUUGUUUUCUGAUCCCCAUGCAGUUAACAGCUCCAUGAAGGAGGAUAUAAAUGGAGAGACAAUCCUUUCAGUGCCAGAAGAUGAAAACACAAAAGGCUCUGAUGCUGUAUCUGUUGAGGGUGGAAUCCCUGUCAUUCUUCAGAUCCAACCCAUUGAGAUCAAGCAAGAGUCCAACACAAACCAGUCUUCGCAGUUUCCAGAAAACAUUAAAGUUGCACAACUUCUGGUCAAUAUUCAAGGUCAGACCUUUGCUCUGGUCCCACAGCUGGUCCAGUCGUCGAACUUAUCCUCCAAGUUUGUCCGCAUAGCCCCUGUGCCUAUCGCUGCUAAACCUGUCGGCCCAGGGGGCGGCAUUCAGGGACAAGCUGGAGUUAUGAUAGGUCAGAAGUUUCAAAAAAAUCCAGCUACGGAACUUAUUAAAAUGCACAAAUGUACUUUUCCGGGAUGUACCAAGAUGUACACCAAAAGUAGCCAUCUCAAAGCCCACCUACGCAGACACACAGGAGAGAAGCCCUUUGCUUGCACGUGGCCUGGAUGUGGGUGGAGGUUUUCCAGAUCGGAUGAGCUCUCUCGACACCGCCGCUCGCAUUCUGGGGUAAAGCCAUACCAGUGUGCCGUUUGCGAAAAGAAAUUUGCUCGCAGUGACCACCUUUCCAAACACAUCAAGGUGCACAGAUUUCCCAGGAGCAGCCGUUCGACGCGGUUAUCAAACUGACCCUUCGCUCCCCAAGGCCCAACCCAGAACACAUAAUCAUUGUAUAGAUCUUGCGAAUCCCAAGCACUUUGUUUCCAUCUUCCUGCUAUAACUUAUUCAACGCGCAACAGGGCGUUGGUUCGACUGGACAGCAGUUGUGAAUGUGAUCCGAACUCUUACUAUUUAACAAGGUUAUGAAUGAAGCGUAUGCUCCAGGACAAAGCAGGAUUUUGGAUAAUAAAUGUAUAUGCGCUCUGCUACCAUGGUGUAUCACAAUGCAAUACUCUAAGCAAAGAAAGGUUGAUAUAGUAGGGGAUGAUUCACUGUAUAAAUAUGGGUCUCCCUGUUGUACAUCGUAGAGUUUCAUUGCUACUGUUAGUUCCAAAGAGCGAGUUUGGUUGACAACUAUUCCUCUUGGUUGGUAUGUUAGUAUGACCAGAUCAUUUUGUUCCCGGGCAAUAAUCAGGGUUCUUAAAGGGAUACAAUGUACAAGUAGCUCUUCAGCAGCAAUGUCAAGGUUACAGACUUCUGUUGGUUUCAUCUAUAUCUCCUGGCAACCAUUGCCUUAAGAUGUUCUCUUCUUAGCAUCCUAUAACUUUUAGAGAUUUAAACAUUUGAUGGAAAUUCUCUUUACCCCGAGAUGGGGAAAAUGGUUAGAAAUAUGUUAAAUAAAAAAAAAAAACCUGAUUGUUAGGGGUUUUCCAAGAUAGUAAAUACGUUUUUACCCCCAAAUUUCUUCUUAUAGCCCAAGAGUUGGGAACCACUGCACUCGAGCAAAGAAAGUUAUAAUGUUACAUGCAAAUCUGUGAAUGUUACUUCAAACUCUUUGCUAAGUUAGUAGACCAGACAGAAGUGUUAGAAGAUCUUACAGAUAUCAUUACUGGAUCAUCACUGAUGAUCUUGAGUUUUUAUGGUAGAACUAAACCCUGAGAAAAACCCAAGCCCCUUCCAAAGGACUCUCUUUUGAACCACACCACUGGAGACUCAGAACACAGCAGCUAUUGCUUUUCCUGGCUCAAGUAGAGCAGAACAGUAGGGUUGGCAAGCUCUAUCUCUACGCCACUUUGAGUCCUCUUCACUGUGAUUGCCAACUCAAAGCAAAGCUGAAGCACGGCCCAUUCAGAGUGGCUUCAACUGCAUAUGCUCCUGUUGGAAGAACACAGUAAAGAGGAGCCGCAGCAGCACCAGCCAAUCCAUUUGUGUUACUCUAUUUUUUUUAACCGGGGAAAGGCAUAGCUGCUAUUUUAUGAAUACCCAGUGGCUAAGGAGGAGGGUGGCCUCUGGAAGGGGCCUUUACUUUUAAAUUGGCAGAAAUAUUUUCAACAUCACUAUUGCACUUCAAUUUUGUAAGUAUCAAUAAAUCUUGUGCUGUAGGCUAUAGAGGUGCUGCUCCCUUCAUCUAUUUGAAUCUAAAUACCAAAAAUGAUGACUGUCUCUUUGAGAUCCAGUGUUAGCCAAACAUAUCUAUGGGUCUGAAUUUAGAUUCUGUGAUUUGCUCACAGUCUGCGUUUUUAACAAGAAGUUUAUAGGUGGUGCUCUUCAUGUUUAGUUGCAUUUUGUUGCUUACACUUGUUUCAUUUUUAAAUGUGACCUACAUAAUAGCGGGCGAGUCUGUUGCUAGUGACAUACCUACUGGUUGCCUUUGACAUAUCUGCAUAGUCUGCUUGGCUAUUCAAGCCCUAUGGGCAUAUCGCAGCUUUUGUACAGCCAGCUAGCAGUAUGCCGCCAUUAAAUACAUCCAGUGGGGUAAAUCUUAUUUUUGAAAAAUAAAUAGAAAGAAAAUCAAGGAUAAAAUGGGACCCUAUGAUGUUUUAAAAUAGGGACAGAUGGGCCAAGUGUCCAGUCUCAAAGUUGUAUUCUUCUGUAGUCGGAUUACUUGAGUGGUUUGUUAUUUGAUGAUGUAUAAGACAAGCCAGACACAGAUAUGGAUGUUUCCUAUGAGUAAACUUGUGUAUCCUCAUAUAUCUAGUAGUUGUACAAAAGGGAACGGCAAUGGGCCAGUCAUUUUCAGCAGUGUUUAGUCUCAGUAAACUGGGGAUCUGUCAGCCAGCUUCAGAACAAGGCUCACUACAGAUGCAGCUCUUAAGAAAGUUUGGUCAAACUGCUCAAAGACAUUCAUCUCUUUAUACAUGACUAAAUGGUGCUAUUAUACAGUAAGUGCUUUAAAACAAGCUGCUGUUAAAUGGUGAGCUUAACACAACAGGCUUACAUAGUAACAGGAGUUAAGGUUAUCCUACCAUUCAACUGCAACAACCAAUGAAAUGUUUACUUCAGUAUAUUAAGGUAGAUCGGUACAAGGUAACUGCUGGUUGGUUUCUGUGGGUUACUAGACCACAAAAAACUUCUGUUACUGUAAAAUCUUCCAGGUAGCAUGUAAUAUAAAAUGUUUGCCAGCUUCUCAGGCCUGUUGAUUCUAGUAGCCAUUUCCUCUGAUCCUCUGCUUGCCUUUCUGCCGAUCAUUUCUUUUUCGGCUGUAAAACUCCACGUGCAGAUGAGUGAGUUCAUACUUUGUUGACAUUUUUACCGUUCCGUAUACGUCCUGGUCAACCAAGCAUGGGCUUCAUCUUUUAGAAAUGAAGUUCAGGAAUAGAAAUAAUUUGUGGGGGUAUAGGUGGGCAUGUUGUACCCUUCUCGUUGUAAGACUAACUAUCCAAUCUACUCCCUAGUACUGACCUUUCACUGCUACUUUUCGUAAGAAAAAACUAAAGAUGAGUGUUUGAAUCUUUAUGGCUCCUUAUUUUAGGCAAGCACGCCCACACUGUGACCUUUUGGCUGUAGUUGCCCUUCCGAUUCUAGCAUCCCGUACUGACAGUUACAGUAUAAGAUGUCCUGAGGUUGGGUAUUUCUGUUCUAGACGAUCAGUCUGCAAUUGAGAAAUGAUUCUGUGAAUAA